AACCGCACAAAACUAGUCUGCACUAAAUAAAAUAAAAUAAAAUAAAUAAAUAAAUAAAUAGGUUAUUCACCUGCUCUAACACUGAGAAACAAUACACUGCGAACAUCAGGAGAACUAAAGCGACCCUGACCAGACAGGGCAGCAGUUGAGUCAGCAGUCACAAGUUUUCAGUCCACACGACAGCGUCUCAUCUCAUGUGGUCCGACCAGAAGUGGCGCAGCCCCUCAGCUGAGCGUGAGCUGCGCAAACCGGCCAAACUUUCGGUGCUCUCACGCUCUCAUGUGUUCAGACUUGUAACAGAAGUUUGUCCCAACUCCUUGUGUUCGCGCAGUAAAGUUUUGCCCCCAUGUGCGCCGACUGUCCAACUCCUUGCGGGGAAAAGGACUCAGUCUGCCAGGUUUCAAACCGGGGCGGUGGGAUGGAGUCGCAGACAAAGCCGGAGACGGGUCAUCGAGGUGUGGGUGUGUGUCAGAAAGGCUGCGGGUUGCUGCUGUCCGGUGAGGACCUCGGUAAAGGGGACCACUGCUGUGUGGACGCUCUCCGCGCCGUGACGGACGCGCUGGAGGGAAGAAGCGCCGCUUUGGAGCACGCAGCUCGGAUGGCGAGGCUCAGGUGGAACAGGAGGGAGCAGGCGCUGCUAGCCCAGGUGACGAGCCUGCAGAACGAGGCCCAGCUCGCCGCCCUGCAGUACCAGCGGAGGCUGCACCGAUACAUGCUGCACAUCAACAGCAUCGCCGAGCAGGUCAAUGGAUACUACAAGAGCGACUCAAGAGCAACUGCCGCCAUGCAGAGCGAGACAGCCGAUAAGCCAACACACGCGGAGCCGCAGGAGCAGCUGAGCGCACCUGAGGUGAAUGGGAAGGAGUUGUCCAAAUCCAGCCAUGAGGAGACUGUGGAGGCCUUUCGUGCUGCCAAAGACCCCGUCGUGGUGCAGGUCAUCAGGCGGACCCCCAGCGGCCGCCCCCAUGGCCCCCCUCAGGAGAUCCAUGUGGUGGACGUGUGCACUCAGACUGACAUCACCUUUGAACACAUCAUGGCGCUGGCAAAGCUCCGGCCUUCGACCCCUCCUGUGCCGGACGUCUGUCCCUUCCUGCUCUCUGACAGCUGUCAUUCUCUUCAUACAAUGGAGCAGGAUUACUAUGAAGGGACAGACUACCUCUCGCCUGUUCCAGCUGACGGAGAGAGGACAGAGGACUUUGAGUAUGAGGAAGUGGAAUUGUGUCGACUCAACAGCCAGGAGAAGCUGGGGCUAACUCUGUGCUACAGAACAGAUGAAGAGGAGGAUGUGGCCAUCUAUGUCAGUGAGAUCAGUCCAAAUAGCAUUGCUGCCAGAGAUGGACGCAUCCGAGAGGGGGAUCGCAUUUUACAGAUUAAUGGCCAAGACAUACAAGACAGAGAAGAAGCUAUGGCUGCUCUCUCCAAUGAUGAGUGUCGGAACAUCGUGCUGCUGGUUGCCAGACCCGAGAUGCAGCUGGAGGAGGCCUGGCUGGAUGAUGAGCACAGUGAGUUCCUAGAGCAGCUGAAGAUGGAAAUGUUGGAGGAGCAGCAGAGAGAAGAGAUGGAAUUGGCUGCCUUACAGGAAGAGCAGGAGUAUGAACAGAGAGCAGAUGAUGACAAGCCCACCUGCUCCACCCUCCCUCAUCAUAAAGAUAGUAUACUGAGUAUAAAGGACAGAAUGGAGAACUCGGAGCAUAAUGUCUUGGCGCACAUCCAGAGACGCCUGUCCCAGUGCCUGAGAGACAAUCGGGACUCACACUGUACCAUGCGGAUGGAGGACAAAGAGGAUGAGGAUGAUGACGACACAGAAGGUGAUCGUUUCCAGCAGCUCUUGGAGCUGAAGUGUCAGAUACGUAAUAGUGGUGAGUACGACCUGUUCUACAGCCGCCGCAGCACCAUUGAAUGCAGCAUGGGGGAGCAGGGCGACGUACAGCAUGAGCUACGUAUGCUCAACGAGGAGCUGCGCAGCAUUGAGAUCGAAUGUCAGAAUAUCAUGCAGGCCCAUAACCUUCGAAAGGGUCAGCAGUCUCCCUCCACGGGCCACUCUGCGCCUUCAACCAAAAACCAAAGCCCCUGUCGGAGUGAGCAUACAAAGGGUAAGCUGGUGGACAUUAAUGAAAGGCUGGAGAAAUCCGACAAGGACAGCUCCAGUGCCUAUAACACGGCAGAGAGUUCACGGAGCACCCCUCUGGCGAUGGACCGCUCCCCAGAGCACUCGCUCCAAAGAGUGGUUAGUCUCACCAACCAGAGGAACCUUUGCAGCGGCCUUGCCACUGGUCCUUCUCUUAGCCCAAGCCCAGUCCCAGCAUGCCGUGCUCCAGUCCCGGGUAAAAGCAGCAUCCCUGACCACAGCAAUCCUUCUGAGUUGAUCCAGACAUGUCAAAGUGAAGAGGAGAGCAGAAGGAAAUUAAAGCCACGUGCUUCCCAGAAUCCUUACUUCUCUCCUUCCCACAGUUCCCAGCAGAGGCAGGUCAACAUCCCAGCUCAUGCCCGCCACUACCAGAGCUACAUGCAGCUGAUCCAGCAGCGUUCAGCUGUAGAGUAUGCCCAGAGCCAGCUCAGCCUCCUCAGUGUCUGCAAAGAGCCUCAGAGGCCCAUUAAUGAGCCCAAGAUGGAGUGGAAGGUCAAGAUUCGCAGCGAUGGCACACGCUACAUCACCAAGAGGCCUGUGAGAGACAAGAUUCUGAGGGAGCGAGCCCUAAAGAUAAAAGAAGAGCGCAGCGGGGGAAUGACCACAGACGAUGAUGCAAUGAGUGAAAUGAAGAUGGGGCGGUACUGGAGUAAAGAGGAGAGAAAGCAGCACCUGGUCAGAGCAAAAGAGCAGAGGAAAAGACGAGAGUUCAUGCAGCGUAGUCGUCUUGAAAGCUUGAAGGAGAACCCUCAGAGCAGCAGCGAGGGUCGCAAGGAAGUCAGCAUUAUAGAGCUCAGCCACAAGAAGAUGAUGAAGAAACGUAACAAGAAGAUCCUGGACAACUGGAUGACCAUUCAGGAGCUGAUGACUCAUGGUACUAAGGCCCCUGAGGGAGCCAAGGUGCACAACGCCUUCUUAUCAGUCACUACUGUAUAAAAAAAAAUAAAUAAAACAAACACACACACACCACACACACACACACAUUCUACCCCAUGCGGUAUAAUAUACUUGCCUCGUUCAAUGUGGCAUUUUUAUGAGGACAAUAGGAAUAUUUUUCACAGUUUGUAACUCAAAAAGCAUUUUGUAAAGAAUUUAUCAGUGGUGUCAUGGCAUUUUCUUCAUGUUUUUCAGUAUUGUUUUUCUCAUCACUCUAUGGGAAAAGCAUUUUUUUCUAUGAAAUUAUGACUAUAUAAUUAUUUUAUUACUUUGCUCUAAACAUGUUUAUCUUUCAGCUCUAUUUUCAUAUUUAUGUUGUAAACAUAAGUCAGAAUAGUUGUAUGAGCAUCUCAAGAAAAGUUAAUUAUUUUUGUUUUGUGUAUUAUGCACACUUGCAACACACAGUGACUCAGUGGGUUUCCUGCCUCGUCCUUUAAUUAACAGAUCUGCUCAUCCUUUAAAGCUGAAAUCAGCAACUGUCUCAAAGUUGUCAUGACGUAGUUGAAAUUAUGUCAGUGCAAAGCGCUAGACUGGAAGGUCAAGUAGUCUCAAAUACUCAGUCAUACAGUUAUCAUAAAAAUAUGACAGCUUAAGUAUGUUUUAAAAAAGUUAAAAUACAUAUUUCAGCUUUAAAGGGAUAUAAAUAUCACACAUUCCAAUCACGGUACUGUAUAACUUGAACCUAAUAAAAGAGAGAGUAUAACUAGGACAAGAAUGUCUUUAAUCCUGAAUUUAAUGACUCUGAAAUAAAUUCAGUGGCUUAAAAGGGAAAGUUCCCUUCCAACUCAUGAAAAGUUCCACCUCCAAAUGCCAUAUCUGUUUUUUUGGGGGGGGGUUGUGGUCCUUGAGGUUUUAGAUCACUGAACUUUCUAAAUUGUUAAUUUGAGCGGAAGUUUAAUAUCAUUAUUAAUGUCAUUUUUGUCAUUAGCAAUUUAAGAAAAUUGAUACCUCAUGUGAAACUCGUCAAAUGUCAUUUCUGUAAUUUGUGAACUUGAGCCACUUUUCUUACAACUUUAUGAAGAAGGAAACAAUGCUUAAGAAGCUGCUACACUGACGGGUCAAUAGAAGAAAACAACAUCUUGGACGUACAGAAUGUGUACCAUGUAUCGUACUUCGAAAAUACUUUGAGAUUUUUUUGGUGUAAAGGAACACAAACAUCCCGAGAGUCCAAAAUGUUCUGAUUCAUUGCCAGUGCUGCAGCUUUGUUUGUAUGGUUUGCAGCUUUGGGUAAAAAUAUUUUGUAUUCAGUUUUAUUUUUGCUUAAUAUUUCUGAGGUUUUUUAUUUCUACAUAUUCAGCAACAGAUGGACCUGCUCAUAGCUUUUACAUACCAGUAUUUUUACAUCAUUUUUACUCUCCAAAUACUCAGCAUAGCCUUAACAGCAAGAACUGAAUCAAUGUCACGUUUGUGUGGCAAACUGACUUAAUACACAAACUGUUUCUGGAUAUCUCUGUGCAACAGAGGUAUUAUUCAGCCUUAUUCAUGCAUUGCAAGUUUUUAGUUACUGGAAAAAUUCAUAGAUACUGUACAGUCGUUACUGAAUUAUGUUUGCGCCCACAUUAAAAUUGUGUUAGGAUGAUUGCCACUGAGCAGGACUCAGAACACAGCAUUUAUGAUCACUGAAAAACUAAACUGGUCAAAUGAACGGGCCAUUAGUUCAGUUACGUGUACAGUAUGCUCAUUCCCAAUGCCUCAUUUCUAACUGAAAUAUUGUAAAUUUGAAAUUUUAAACCCAGUCCCUGUAUCUGUUUGGAGUCAAUGUCAAUGGUCUGAUUUCAAGUAAUGCGUAGUUGGCACAUUUGUAGCCAGGUUAAAUGUGUGAUAAUGGUGAUCUUUGCGAAAGAAAUAAUAAUAAAUUAUUGUUUUUUGGUAUAAAUUUGCAAUGGAUCAUGUUUUCUUUAUUCAGACAUUUUUGAAAGAACCAGAAUCUGCUGCUACUUUGCAGUUGGUGCCGGGAGUUUGAACAAUGUAGUAAAAAUUGUAUUU
This is a messenger RNA of Scatophagus argus, 5050 nucleotides long. RefSeq names its product PDZ domain-containing RING finger protein 4-like. Gene Ontology annotation, molecular function: protein binding. NCBI's taxonomy places the organism in Eukaryota, Metazoa, Chordata, Actinopteri, Scatophagidae. The record is from RefSeq and is a predicted model, not a curated record. The transcript has 9 exons. Bases 347 to 3064 code for a protein of 905 amino acids.